AUGGGCAAGCCACGCGGAAUCAGAUGUGCCCGUAAGUUGAGGGUUCACCGAAGGGAGGCCUUGUGGGCAGACAAGGACUACAAAAAGGCAAACCUGGGCACGAAGUACAAGUGCAAUCCUUUCGGAGGCACUUCCCACGCCAAGGGCAUUGUCGUUGAGAAGAUUGGCAUCGAAGCAAAGCAGCCGAACUCGGCCAUCCGCAAGUGCUGCCGUGUGCAGCUGAUCAAGAACGGUAAGAAGAUCGCAGCCUUCGUCCCCAGGGAUGGCUGCCUGAACUUCAUUGAUGAGAACGAUGAAGUGUUGGUGUCUGGCUUCGGACGACGAGGUCACGCCGUUGGUGACAUUCCUGGCGUUCGCUUCAAGGUCGUGAAGGUGGCAGGCUGCGGUCUGGGAGCUCUGUACAGGAACAAGAAGGAAAAGCCGCGUUCCUGA
Symbiodinium sp. CCMP2456 is the source of this 432-nucleotide messenger RNA. The record is from the annotation of a GenBank genome assembly. Lineage: Eukaryota; Dinophyceae; Suessiales; Symbiodiniaceae.